Molecule: messenger RNA, 2715 nt
Organism: Mugil cephalus (flathead mullet)
Lineage: Eukaryota; Metazoa; Chordata; Actinopteri; Mugiliformes; Mugilidae
Gene: gjb9a
Product: gap junction protein beta 9a
Exons: 4
Coding region: 368-1183 (271 amino acids)
Biological process (GO): cell communication
Cellular component (GO): connexin complex
Source: RefSeq, a predicted model, not a curated record
UUCUUUACCUAUUCAUAAGGUGUUAGGUUACAUGGAUCAUAGGGAGUGGAGUCUCUCACAGGCUCACCAGACAGAACAUGUAAUGCCUGUGUGCUCGUGUGUUUGUUUGAUGACGUAGCAGCUGCUGAAUCUGGUUUGGCAGGAUUUCUGAGGAAGGGGCGAGAGAGUAGAGACAGGCACAGAGAGAAAGGAGCUGAAGAGCUGAAGCUGGUUUCUCCCUCAACUAUUUUCAACUUCUCCGCUGUCUUAUCACUGGUCUCCUGCUGGUGUCGACAUAUUGACCGGUUGAGCGAGGCUUCAGCACCAGGGUGGACUUGUGUCCAUCUUCCGGGCCAGUGCAGCAGCAGGAGCAGCAGCAGCAGCAGGGAUGAACUGGUCGGGGCUAGAGAAUCUGUUGAGUGGAGUUAAUAAAUACUCCACGGCGUUUGGGAGGAUCUGGCUGUCUAUGGUGUUUGUGUUCCGUGUGCUGGUGUUUGUGGUGGCGGCGCAGAGGGUGUGGGGCGAUGAAAGCAAGGACUUCGUUUGCAACACUCGUCAGCCCGGAUGCACCAACGUGUGCUACGACCACCUCUUCCCCAUCUCCCACAUCCGUCUGUGGGCGCUGCAGCUGAUCUUCGUCACCUGCCCGUCCCUGAUGGUGAUGGCCCAUGUCAAAUACCGAGAAGGGAAGGACAAGAAAUAUGUGGCGCUGCACCAUGGCUCCCACCUCUACGCCAACCCUGGCAAGAAGCGGGGGGGCCUGUGGUGGACGUAUGUGGUCAGUUUGGUCUUCAAAGCUGGAUUUGACGCCUCGUUCCUCUACAUUCUCUAUUACCUGUACCACGGAUAUGACCUGCCCAGGUUGUCCAAGUGUUCGCUGGAUCCGUGCCCCAACACUGUCGACUGCUUCAUCAGCCGCCCGACGGAGAAGAAGAUCUUCAUGCUGUUCAUGGUUGUGUCCAGCGCGCUGUGCAUCUUCAUGUGCAUCCUCGAGAUGAUUUACCUCAUCGGCAAGCGCAUCGGCAAGCUGCUGAAACGGCGGCACGAGAACGAGAGGCUCGUGUUCGCCGACCAGCACGAGCUCACGACCAUCGCCCCCCCCAGGUCCCAGUACAGGCGGCCCGAUCCGACGCUGACGGAGAGCCAGCUGAGUCUAAACAAGAGGGAUAAGGUUAAAGAAGGCGGUGUGAGCACGCCGCUGUAGGAAACCACGGGGCCACCGAGCAGCGGGUUUGUGAUAACGGACGGCCAACGGGAGCACAAGUUUGCCCUAAUGUAACUGCUGAGACUGACGGAAGGGUUGCUCCUGGGUAUUAUGAUCCUGUGAUCGAGCCGAACAUAAAACAUUCAUGAUUCUCUUUCGGAAGAACGAGCGACGACUUCAGCCGUUGCGUUGUAGGACGUUGUUGGAGAAGAGGACUACUGCGGGGUUAUGCAUCACAUUUCUAACUGUUUGCCGCAGACUUAUGAGCAGAAAGAUUCACAUCACGCUGACUUUUACGGCACAAAUGGAAUCUGAUAUAUGUUGUUCAUACAUCUGUUACAUUUAAUUACAUAUUUAUGCUUCUUGUAAAUAUCAUAGAUUGCAGCACUUGGUAACUUCGGCACUGUUAACAGCACCCGUAAUGAUCAGACAGAGAAAAAGGCUGCCUACAGAGUUCUACGGGUUCAUAUUUCCUCCACUAACGCGACUAAAAUUAGGCUGGAAAUGCAAUGAGCUGGUCCUCCAUGAAGGGUUGAAUUAACUCUUUGCCUUGUAAGAGCUGCUCUUGGAUUUUUUUAAGUGCUGCCUGGGGUGGAUUUGAGAGACCUUAGUGUCCUAUUAAAAAGAGCCUUAAUUAGCAGGAUUCAGGAUGCACAACUUACACUGCAUUGCAGUAACUCAGCAUCAGCUCUAGUUUAAUGUUGGAAUGAUGUUAAAGGAUGAGCUUAUACUCACAUUGGCUAAAGGAGCAAUUUGUAAAAUAUUUCGAAAAUAUUUCUAGAAACAAAUGAUGUAGUACCUAUACUGUCCACACGGGGUCGCUGUCGUUUCUGAUAAACACUGAAGCCGCCUUCAACAUGAUAUGUACAGAAUAUCAAUACACAAAGAUUGUUUAAGCCUUGGCAGAAGUAGAGUAAGGAGCGAGUAUGUUUACAACUAGCCAUCAGAGAACGUGUGCUUCUGCAGUAUCACUCAGGACUAUAAAAAGUGGUAUUUUUUAUUUUAAUACAAAUAAUUUCUACGACACAGAGAUGUUGGAAAGACUGGUGUUCUACAAAUCAUCAGCAUAGCCGUUAUUUUUUUACAGGUUUUGUGGAUAAUCUUUGGCUGUUGUUUUUUUUGAUUGUCACAUUAUGACAAAUUGCCUCCGAUCUUCAGGUUUGCAAUACAACCUCUUUUGUUAUAUUGGUUCUUCAACCCCCUUUCCUCCACAUUGUAUUAUUCAGACAUUGUGGACUGAACGACAUCUGCGGUUACUUGAGCUGAAACGUGACGGACACAACCGGGUGACAUAUCGUUAGCCUAAUAUCAUUAUUGUACGGUUUUGGAAAACAAAAAAAAACACAAACACAGUCAGUCAAAAACGACUUGGGCAAUGUGUAUGUAUGUAUGUGUAAAUCUUAACUCUCACUUCCAGUUUGACUCGGAGUCAGCUGGAAUGUCAUAAUUAACCACUAGUUUCUUUUGUGUGGACUGUUGUUGUUUUUUUAACCACUAUAGUGAUGUAAAAUAAAAAUACAGGUCCAACUGUU